GAGCUAUCGUUCAACUUCAGCGGUGUUGCACUCUCAUUACUAGGGAUGAGUGUUUUAUUGCUCAGCUACAAUAAAGAAUCGUCAAUACGGAAUUAUAUAGCGCUAAACCAUCUACUCGUCACUAUCGCAUGGUCGUUUUGCCUGUUUUGGAGCCGAUUUUUCACUUCGAAUACGGUCUCCAAUCUGUUCAUCAACGAAUGGGGCCGUGGAACUGAAGACAUCGAAAUCGAAGCCCUCGAGGGUCAUUUUUAG
Messenger RNA from Haemonchus placei, 252 nucleotides. Lineage: Eukaryota; Metazoa; Nematoda; Chromadorea; Rhabditida; Trichostrongylidae. The record is from the annotation of a GenBank genome assembly.